AUUUAUCUACAGAAAGUUGAAAAUGGAGAUCUAAACUGGAUUGUUCCAAAGAAAUUUAUUGCAUUUUGUGGUCCUCAUUCUAAAAACAAAAUCGAAAAUGGAUACCCAUUACAUUCUCCAGAGUCGUAUUUUCCAUACUUCCACAAGAACAAUGUUACAACCAUUAUCAGGCUCAACAAAAAGAAUUAUGAUGCUCGGAGAUUUUCAGAAAAUGGAUUUGAUCAUAAAGAUCUUUUCUUUGUUGAUGGCAGCACUCCAAGUGAUGGGAUCAUGCGAGCAUUCAUAGAAAUUGCAGAAAAUGCUAAAGGUGCAUUGGCAGUUCAUUGUAAAGCUGGCCUGGGUAGGACAGGAACAUUAAUAGGUUGUUAUAUCAUGAAGCACUAUCGUUUCACAGCAGCAGAAGCCAUUGCUUGGAUACGAAUAUGUCGACCAGGAUCCAUCAUUGGUCAACAGCAGCACUGGCUAGAAGAAAAACAAGCAUACCUGUGGCUUCGGGGUGACAUCUGUCAAGCUCACAAGACAAAUAACAAUAGCAACAGUAAAGUAAAAAAAGAUGUGGAGAAAGAAAUAUUUCUUUCAAACAACAACGUGACAAGUGAUGUAGAAGACAAGAAAGCUGAAGAAAUCAAAAUUUCAAAAUCUGCCAGUAAAGGCAAUGUGAAUGUGAACCGUAUCUUCAGUAAACUUCAUCUGGAAGAAACUAAGGAACAAAAACCUUUCAAGUCUAAGGAAACUGAAGAGACAUGUAAAAACAAGGUUCUUGAUAAAAAUGAAAAAGACCAGGGCAAUAAUAACACUGGAAAAUCCAUUACCCAAGGAGAUAAGCUCAACCUCAUCAAAGUUCAGCGCCAUCAUCCCCGCUCUGUCACUACUGGAGCUGUUUACUUAGAAGAACUAAGAUAUCACAGACGUACAAACUCUCAGCCCUUUAAGCCACUCCUAUCAGAAACAGUCGCAGCUCAGCCCACUUGCAUGUCACCAUUGAAGUCCUUAAGAGUAGCUACUGGUCAUCAAGGAAACAGACGUAAUUCCAGUGUGAACAAUGAUGAAGUCGUUAAUACCUUUACGUUUUGUCACUAUGCUCACCACAUUUCUCCCUCUGGAUCGCAUGGAAAAAGACGCUCGUGGCGUCACCUAGUAGUACCAAUUCAAAGGAUUGUGAACCAGAAGGGUUGUGAGAGACAACUAUAUCUUUCUUCAACUGUGGAUUCUAGCAGCUGCUUGACUUUUUCUAACAAUGUGAAGAACACUUCAUCACAAACCUCCAAGACAGUUGUGCCAAGAUGACGGUUAGAGCAGUCCAUGAGUAAACAGCUUUCUCCUCGGUCAAAUUUUCAAACAUGUACCUUUUCACACUCAUGCUGUUAUCAGUCAGUCUCAUCUUCUUUCUACUGUCAGUCAAAUGAUAGCACAAGUAGCACCUCUCAGUCAUGUAAACACCAGCCAGUUCCUAAAAGAUUAUCUUCAAAAUCAGCUCCACUAGCUGCAAGUAAGAGAGAGUCUGGAAGCAGUUCUGAUAUUAUCAAGGUUAAUAGCAAAUGUAGGAUAUCCAUUAGGUCUAAUAAUAACAGUCCUGAGGAAGCUGUUAAAACCAAAAUUCGUUCCUCUGGUAAGCCCAAGAGAAAGAUGUUACAUUCAAAUGUGACAUCGUCUGUUAAAGUCACAAAACGUAAGGAAAAGAAAUGCCUGAAAAACCAGCACAAACAUUAAAUUUGUGUCUUUAAUUCAGUAAAUUUUAAUAAAAAUAUACUUUUAUUUAAUAGAGGUGGUUGU
This is a messenger RNA of Limulus polyphemus (Atlantic horseshoe crab), 1773 nucleotides long. Its product is annotated as dual specificity protein phosphatase CDC14AB-like. The record is from RefSeq and is a predicted model, not a curated record. Lineage: Eukaryota; Metazoa; Arthropoda; Merostomata; Xiphosura; Limulidae. Gene Ontology annotation, cellular component: centrosome; spindle pole; mitotic spindle. The transcript has 8 exons. Gene Ontology annotation, biological process: microtubule cytoskeleton organization; protein dephosphorylation; positive regulation of cytokinesis. Gene Ontology annotation, molecular function: protein tyrosine/serine/threonine phosphatase activity; protein serine/threonine phosphatase activity. The coding region runs from base 271 to 1287 and encodes 338 amino acids.